Eremomyces bilateralis CBS 781.70 is the source of this 1820-nucleotide messenger RNA. RefSeq names its product kinase-like protein. Gene Ontology annotation, cellular component: cytoplasm. Gene Ontology annotation, biological process: protein phosphorylation; intracellular signal transduction. The transcript is spliced from 5 exons. The coding region runs from base 269 to 1549 and encodes 426 amino acids. Lineage: Eukaryota; Fungi; Ascomycota; Dothideomycetes; Eremomycetales; Eremomycetaceae. The record is from RefSeq and is a predicted model, not a curated record. Gene Ontology annotation, molecular function: ATP binding; protein serine/threonine kinase activity.
AUGAAAUAAGUGCGAAUUGUGAUACUUCCAUCUGACUGGAGGACUGCCUUUUCAGUUCGGAGCAAUACUUGGGGAACCCUUUCCCCUAAUCCAUAUACGGAAACCCAGACUCUCCAACCCCAUGAUUCCAUCAACGGAUGAACAACAUCCAACAUAAACUUUCCCCGCCAAAACCCUCACCACGUCGCCACCUCCACUCAAUCUACAAUCCUUUAGACUUCAUGUCGCUCGCUAAUUCCCAUUAUCCAUCUUUGAAGAGGUUUUCCACAUGCCGCCGGCCGGAAAGUCUCAAGCCGACCUCCAAGCCCAGCGGAAAAAGCUCAUCAACUCGUAUCAGGAACUCUUAGAGGAAUUCUCGAGCGAAGAGCUCCGCAAUGUUGGAAACUACUCCCUAGGCCGUCUUAUCGGCAAAGGAUCGUUCGGAAAGGUGUACCUGGCCACUCACAAGCUCACCAAUGGUUCCAAGGUCGUCCUCAAGUCCGCUAGGAAAGAUGACGCGAAUCUCGCCCGCGAAAUCCACCACCACCGACAAUUCCUCCAUCCUCACAUCGCGCGUUUAUACGAAGUCAUAGUCACUGAGAAGCUUGUAUGGCUGGUGUUGGAGUACUGUCCAGGGGACGAGCUCUAUACCCAUUUGCUGAACCAUGGCCUGAUGGAACCGUCCAAAGUCCAGCGCAUUUUCACACAGCUGGUCGGCGCCGUCGCAUACGUACACCAAAAGUCAUGCGUUCACCGAGAUCUAAAACUGGAAAAUAUACUGCUAGACAAGCAUGGGAAUGUCAAGCUGGUCGAUUUCGGAUUCACUCGGGAGUACGAAGGAAAGUCGAGCUACCUUCAGACUUGGUGUGGCACCGUGUGUUACAGCGCGCCGGAAAUGUUGAAAGGGGAAAAAUAUGCCGGCGAAAAGGUCGAUGUCUGGAGUCUGGGUAUCAUACUGUAUGCGUUGCUAUGCGGCGAGUUGCCGUUUGAUGAAGAUGACGAAACCGCUACGAAAACACGAAUAUUGAAGCAGGAACCGAAAUACCCCGACACCCUUCCACAGGGCGCGAAAGAUCUGAUUGCCUCCUUGCUGUCGAAGCGACCGCUUCUACGACCAUCGCUUUCAGACAUUCUCACGAAUCCGUGGCUUGCGGAGCAUGCGCCUCAUCAAGUUCAUAUCCUCAAACUUCAGCAGCCGGAACCGUUUUCCACGGAGCUCGAGACGCAGACGCUGGCGAGAAUGAAGAGCGCGGGCGUCAGCAUUGACAUGGUGAUCACGCACGUCCUUGAGAUGCACUGUGACGCCUUGGCUGGAUGGUGGGCCUUACUGAUCGAGAAGGAGGAGCGAAAGGCGAAGCGGCUCGAGCGGAAGCGAAAAGAGCGGGAGGCGGAAGUCAAGAGUCUACGUCGAUUGAGUGCAGCCAGCAGCCGUCUGGAGCGCAUGGCACCAACCAUUCGAGAGACGGAUGAAGAGGGUCUCCAUACCGUCCUGAUGGGCGAUCCUCCGAAGUCAAGAGGCCGGAAUCCCAAUCGAUUGAGUUCUCGUAGGUCUACCACUCUUCAAACUUGACAUUCGCUAAUGCUCUCACAGAAGCCAUGGUACCUGAUUUGCCAAAUGUUCAAGAGACUUCCGUAUCCCCGCAAGCAGAAAUUGAAAAUUGGCCACCACCUCCCAUCGACAAAGAUCCGAGGCCUACCCGUCGAUCCGCCAGUUCAUCAAGAUCCCGUCCUCCUCUUCCGCCCAAAGAGCGCCGUGUUUCCCGCGGCAGUAUGCUUCACCUUGUCACCACCAACGCGGACCUUGCGCCUUCGAAUGGUAUUUCCAACAACGGCGCCAUCAC